CGUACUUUUUUGCUCCUUUUUCAGCUGCCACCACGUCUUUUGCCAGCUUUUCUUGUUCUUGCCACAGGGGACUUCGGUCUCCCGUUCGCCAUUCGCCACACGCCAUUCGCCGUUCGCCGUUCGCCGUGUUGCAGGGCCUUCGGUGUAUAAAUGGAAGCGCGCCACCGUAUCGCAUUUCAGUCUACGUCGGACUUUCGCGCGCGCCACACAUGCUGCGUAUACGUAACGUUUGGCUACACUUCAGCAGCGUAGGUGGGCCUUUUUUUUAUCAGAGCAACACCACCGCCGCCGUGCGGCACUCUGGGAAGUGUGGUGUGCUCUGCUCUGCCACAGAGCUGAUCAUUUGGACACACGGCCACUCUUCUUCACGGACGCUCUUCGAUUUUUCCGCGAGAGCGCCGAAGAGAGAGCGCUGCCUGGCCGUGCUUCAGGGCCAUUGUGAACGGUUUUGUGGCCACAUUUGAAAAUGUAACGGUAUUUUUUUUCAUGUGAAAACGGAAGCAAAAGUUUUUGCUUAAAUAUUUGUGAUGUGAAAUGAACUAAGUCCAGAAAACAAUAACAAAACCAAAAGGAACUGGCUUAAGAAGUUCCAAAAAACCAACUUUCAAAUAAAUUCGAAUAUCAAGAGAAUAGUUUGAACCAUUCAGGAGUGGAUUUCACAUUGGAUAUUUGGACAAAAGAAAACUGCAAGUGUGGCGAAAAUUGAUUCCAACAUAAAUAAAAGGCAGCCAAGCGUGGACAAGGCAGACAAGGACGCAACAAAAGCAGCAACAAGGAUAAGCGGGGGGGAAGGAUUUCGGAGUGGCAGCGUAGUGUAGGUGGCCGAGCGAAAAUCAAUAAGAGACACAUGUAAGAGGACACCACAGCGACGACGUUGACCAGGCAAUAUGGAAACCACCGCAAACGGGAUGGGGCCGAGGACCACUAGCCCCUUGUUGUUGCUACGCGAUGGCAGCCAAUAGGUAGGAAACAUUCGAACUUUCGAACUUUCGUGAGGUUGAAGCUCAGAACAUGUCGGACCGAUACCAAGCCGGCUACUACGAUCACCACCAGCAUACUCAUUCUCAUUCUCAUCAUCCCCAUCCGCAUACGCACCCGCAUCCGCAUCCGUAUCCCCAUCAGACAGCCAUGUCGCACUAUCCACCGCAGCCGUACAGAUCGGGCUAUCCUGGCUACCAUCCCUAUCCCAGCGGCUACAGCUACGGAUCGGCCAGCUCUUCGUACAUGCCCAACUAUUAUCGCUAUGCCGCCUAUGCCUCGCCCCACUACAGCCAGCCGCACGCGCAUCCGCACCAGGGAAUGUUCACGCCUGCUGGCCAGCAGCUGAUCCCCUCCAGCGUGCUGCACUAUCCGCCCAGGUCGCAUCCCCAGGCCCAUCCCUACCAGCAGCAGCAGCAUCAACAGCAGCAUCCGCAGCAGCAUCCGCAGCAGCCACAGCAGCAUCAGCAGCAGUCCAGCUACGAGCAGCCGCCUCCCUCGCUGUACAGUUCUUCCGCCUCCAGUUCAGCCUACGGACAGACGAGAGGCUUUGGAGGCUAUACGGGACCCACGCCCCAUUACGCGCCGCCAGGACGGUCGACCACACCAGCACCCAAUCGAACAGUUCUGCCACCCAACUAUCUAGAGCCAAUCCGUGGCUACACAGAGCAGCAUCAGCACCAGCACCAGCACCAGCAACAACAGUUGCCGCUGUCUGCCACACCGAAGCUGGAGGAAUCGAUGCCCGUGGAGCUGGAGGUGGAGGCAGGCUCGCCAGCACAAAGGCUCACCACCUCGCCGCCCCUGAUCAGCGCCACGGGCACCGACAGCGGGAUCAGCAACUGCAGCACGCGGGCCAGGAGCGACAGCAGCCAGAGCACGCCCGUCUACAGCGGCGAGUAUCCGGUGAAUAUGUCCGUGGAGUCGGCCUCCUGUGUGCCCUACCACUGUCCCGCCGAGCACGAGGAGGAGCCACAGCACCAGCAGCAGCCGUCAAUGGAGUCGGAGCCGGAGCUGGAGGAGAGCAAAGUGACAAGUGUCAGGGAGGCCCAGUCCGGCUCCACUCCGCUCGAUAUUCCCGAUGACAUAAGCGCGACAGCGGCGCAGUCGGCGCAGUCGGCGUCGCCGCCAACACCGCUAGUGGCCAGCAUUGAUAAGGCGACUCCGACGCCCACAGCCGCCGCCGUGUCGGAAAUCAAUUUGGCGAAGCCACACAAGGAGACAGCAGGAGCAGGAGCAGGAGCAGGAGCCGAGGCACAGGCACAAGCACAGGCAGACACGGCAGCAGAAAGGACGUCUACAACGCCCCAGGAUGCAGGAGAGCAGGGCUCGCCUGGCAAUCCAAUCAGCGAGGAUGCAGUGGAAAUGCCAGAGCUAGGGCAGCAGCAACAGCAGCAGCAACAGGAACAUCCAUUGCCGCCAGCCACAGCGUCCAUCAACUGGAGUACUUCCCCGCGACGCUCGCGCACUCCGCCCGUGCCACAGAACUCGCCCGUGGGCUAUGGCCAGUCGGCCAGCGUCACGCCCGUGUUGGCUCCUCUGUUUCAGCAGCAGCAGACGCCGAGCAGCCAUAAGCGGCAGACAACGGCUGCCAAGAGCCGGAGCAUCAGCUGCAGCAACAGCAACAGCAACAGCAAUCGCAUCAUGGAAUGCGAUCUCAUUCCCAGCAAGAAAUCAAAACGAAGGACUGGCAAAAGGGAAGCCGGAGGAGAGGAACAGGCGGAGUCGGUGGAGUCCACAGUCAGAGAGCAGAUAAGGGACAUCAAGCCGUUGCCUGGUUUCCUGCAGGCCUUUGGCUCCACCGAAAUUGGUCGCUUCUCCGAGAGGUUCCUGCAGACCCCGGAGUCGCUGGUCGAGCGCCUGGCCGAGGAAUAUGCCGCAAGCAACAGCACUUUCUCCCCCUACACCACGGGGGGCUACUACGAGGCCCUCUCCACGCCUCCUCAAAGCUAUCAUCCCUACGAGGAGCAGCAGCACGCUGGCUACCAGGGGCACAUGCACAUGGCCCAUACACGGAACCGGGGAAUGCGCGGACACGGCGGCUUUGGCUAUGAAAUGCCGGACUACAUGGCGUAUGAGCGAUAUGCGGCCUACGGAGCGGGCAGGCCACGGCACCGAUAUGGGGAGAUACGCUGCAAUGGCUACUAAAUACACAUAAACAUACACAUACACAUACACAUAAACACAUGCAUAUAACAUACAUACACAUACAUAUGUAUGUAUGCUUGUAGAUCGAUAUAAGGGAGAGGAGUUUAGAUUAGAGUUAGUGUUGUUGUAGUCGUGCAAAAUCGUUGUCAUUCGAAAUUCUCUGUGUGUGCCUUUUUCGGUCAAAAUGCGACAAUGAUUAGCCGGGCCCCCACCCAGAAGAGUUUUUGUUGUUGGGUAGGGGGUGGGGGGUAGAAUAUCGGCAUAUUGAUUGCAGUCAAAAUUCAAGAAUAACCAGAAACCAGAAACCAAGAAGCCAAAAUAUUGUUAGCAAACCGUCUAUGUGUAAAUUAAUAAUCAAUUAGGUGCAUAAGUAGUUCAAUCUAUUUUAAAUCGAAACAGUUUUAAAUCGAAACUAAAAUCUUGUCCCACUGUACAUACAAAUGCAUUUCGUAUAUGUAAUAUGUAAUAUGUAAUAUGUAGACAUAAGCAAACUGAUAAUUCAGUCGGUCAAAGUUCUUUCGAGCAGUUAUUCAACUUUACAACAAAUCUACAAUAUAUACAGUGGACCGUUUCAAGAUUCAACAUUUAUCUUGGGCACAAAAUUCUUAAAGCGGUUCUUGGCCCAACAACAUGCAAAAAAAAAAAGAUUGAGAAUACAAUUAAUGUUAGUAAAAAAAAGAUGUGCCAUUGAAAAUCGAUCUUUAAUCAAAAACACCAUUAAUAUUUUAGGAUCUACGUUUAUGUACAAUACAAAUUCAUGUUUAGC
Molecule: messenger RNA, 3892 nt
Organism: Drosophila persimilis
Lineage: Eukaryota; Metazoa; Arthropoda; Insecta; Diptera; Drosophilidae
Product: sialidase
Exons: 5
Coding region: 1012-3126 (704 amino acids)
Source: RefSeq, a predicted model, not a curated record